UCUUUGAAUGAAUGGAAUCUUGCCGUGUGGGAAGUCCUGGAACCAGGAGAUCACAGAGGCAGAGAUUUCUCCAUGGAACUAUGGAUGCUGAGCCUGUAGAAGGCAGAGCCUGGUCCAGGGAGGAUUUGUUGGUCUCCUUUCAUUGAGUCCACAGAGGUGGGGACAAGGGGCUGCAACAGCUCUGACUUUCCACUUCCGUUCCUCUGUCUGUCCUGCAGCGCUGAGGUCUCCUCUGUCAGAGCUAGAGCCAUCACAGGAGGUGACACAAUGCCUACCGUGCCUGUUCUGCUCUGCCUAGGGCUGAGUCUGCACAUGUCGCUGCAAGGACUCACAGGGACCCUCCCCAAGCCUACACUGUGGGCCAAGCCAGGCUCUGUGUUGCCCUGGGGGAGCUCUGUGAGCAUCUGGUGUCAGGGGAAUGUGGGAGCCCAGAAGUACAAUCUGUACAGAAAAGGAAAACCCAGGAUCUCGGAGAUGUCACUCUUACUCAACAACAAGGCCAAGUUCUCCAUCCCAUCCAUGAGUGAUGGCCAUGCGGGGCGAUAUCACUGCUACUAUCAGAGCACUGCUGGCUUGUCAGAGCACAGUGAUGCCUUGGAGAUGGUGGUGACAGGAAUCUACAGCAAACCCAGCCUCUCAGCACUGCCCAGCCAUUCAGUGACAUCAGGAGACAAUGUAGCCCUCCAGUGUAUCACAAGACAACCAUUUGGUGGGUUCAUUCUGACUAAGGAAGGAGGAGACAAGCUCUCCUGGACCCUGGACUCACGGCGACUUACCAACGGACAGUUCCAGGCCCUGUUCCCUGUGGGUCCUUUGAUUUCUGGGCACAGAUGGACAUUUAGAUGCUAUGGCUAUUACAAGAGAAAUCCCCACGUGUGGUCCAUACCCAGUGACCCCCUGGAGCUCAUGGUCUCAGAGGCAUCUAGUCCCAGCCCCCCAACCACAGAGCCCAUCACAACAUCAGGCUCAUCCACAAGAUGCUCUGGGGACCCCCGCACCCCACCCUCAACUCCCAGCUCCACAACAGACAUCACUCAUGGCCAUAGUCAAGGAAGGAACCUGAAAGUUCUGGCCUGGAUCUCAGUGGUUUUCCUCCUCCUGCUCGCACUCCUUGUGCUCUUGCGACUCCAGCAUCAGGGACACUUCAGGAAGGCAGGACCCAGCUCUGCUGCCACCUCCCCAGAAGACUCCUGCAGCUUUGAGAGCCCUGAGCAUGAAGACCUCCAGGAAGUGACCUACACUCGUGUGCAGCCCUCCAGAAGGAGAUGCGGCAAGGUCUCCCCUGCUGACCCCACAUUAAGGCCAUUCCAGGACCUGAGCAUGAGACCCACAGGAGAGGACAGGCUCAGGAACAGGCAGGAAUCUGACACUGAAAGUCCCCAGAGAGUGACCUACACCCAGCUGAACAGCUUCAAGAAGGGACGGGAGCCAACCACAACCCCUUCCUCCCAGGAAGAGGAGCACCCAGCUGCAUCCUGUGUGUACACUUGCCUGGCCACUCAUCAGUACGGGAGAGAUUUCAGAUCCCAGAGUGCAAGUACUGAGACUUGAGUAUAAGUCGGAGCAGAUCAACCCCAUGGACAUUUAGAUUGUGAACUGCAGCUCCCGGGACCCAUGGCAUGGACAGCCCAGGAUCCCUGAUAUUUUAAAAUAACUUGAUUCUGCAGUGAGUCAUAGCUAAUGUAGCAUAUCUGGGAUAUAUAACAACCGUAUUUUCUAAAUAAUGAUUGUGUAAAAUAAGAAACUCCAAACCUAGUGCAAAAUGUAUGGUAAUGAAAAAUUGUACAUGAAACUAUUGAAAUGCAAAAUUUGAAGUAAUUUAAUGUAACUCAAUGUCUUAAAUAGAAACUCAGAAACAGAAAAAUGUCUGAAGAUAAAUCAACAAUGCAAGGUGCACACCACAAGAAAGAGCAAAUGAGAUUUUGAAAGUGAUAGAAAGAAGGAAAUAAUAAUCAUAAUACGCAGAGUAAUUUGAUUCUGCACCUCAGGCUCGAGCUAACAAAACUCAGAUGUGUGGGACUGUGAGAUUUGCCUUUUCCACAUGUUGGUGGUUUGAAAGGGAAGAAGCAUUGUCUGAAAAACCACUGAAAAAUUGGUGCCCACCAUGAGUAAAUGAGAACUUGGCACCUAGAGAGGGCACAUCCCCUUUCAGGCUGCUCACAGGACAGCUCUGUGAAAGACCGAACUAGGCCUGGGGCAGCCCCACCCUGUGUUUCUGUCCCUGCUGCCUUGAACCAUGGUCUCACUCAUCUGCACAGCCCAGGAAAGUGCAUACAGACACCAUGACCCUCACCUUCACAGCCCUCUCUGCCUGGGUGAAAUGAGAGGAGAGAGGACACCCAGUCUAGGAAGGAUCCCACCCUACAGCCAGGCCCUGGUGCAUCAGCAGACCAGGUGCUUAGGAGGCUCCAGGGAUCAGAGGACCUGCUCAGUCUCCAGGGCAAAGUUCUCACAGGGAACUCUCUUCCAGGGCUGAGUCUGGGCCCCAGGACCCCAGGGCAGGCAGUUGAGUAUAUCCUCAGCUGUCCAGGGUCCUUUCUCCUCCUGGGGACAAGGGGUCAUCCCUGGAUAGUGGAGAUGAGCACAGCAGGUGUGGGCUGGCACUGGAAGGUCUGGAGGGUCCUGGGGCUGAGAUCUGGGAUCUGACGGGAAGAGGAAGGUCCUGGGACCUAGCUAUGUUUCCCUUCAGGGACUCUGUCCAAACUCAGGCUCUGGGUUGAUCUGUGAUACCAUGGGGGAAACCUGUGACAUUUGGUGUGAGAGGACCCUGGAGACUGCCUCUCCUUAGGCAUGUUUUAAAACUAUUUCACAAAGCUUCUAUAUAUUCAUGCAUUAUUUUAGAAUUUUUCCCUAAUUUUAAUAAUUUCUAACUAAAAUUUGGAUUGAUUGUUUGAAUUUUGUAGAUAAUUAUAAGGCAUAUAUAGGGAAGAUAUUGAGUUGUAUAUAUUGCUUUCCUGUACCCUGGCCUCACAGUGAGGUCCCAGUGCCACAUUCCAGGUCCUGUUCCAUGUGGAUCCCAUGCUUCCCAGCCAAAGGUGGACUUUUAAAUUCUAUAGCUAUCACAGGAGACAUCCUCAGACAUAGUCUGUACCCAGUAACCCUCUGGGUCUCCUGGACUCAGGUGAGGAAGUCUCGGUCCUGUCUAAAAGAAUUCUAGGACACCAAGGAGCUAAUUGCAGACAUGUUCCUCAGGACAGCUCCAGGUAAGAAUGACGAAUUUUAGAAUUCUCUGAUUCUGUGAGACAUGUUGGAAUAUUGAUCAGAAAUGCAUUAAAUCUGUACAUCAAUUUUGGAUGUCUGGCCAUUUUCACUAUAUAUGUUCUUCCUACCCAAGAGCAAGGAUGUCAUUCCACUUCCUGAUAUCCUCUUCAAUCUCUUCCUUCAGAGUACUAUUCAGAAUAAUUUUCAAUGUAGAGAUCUUUUACAUUCUGCAGUAGACUGAUUCCUAGGUAUUUCAGUUUUUUAAAUGCUAUUAUUAAAGGUGUUGUUUCCCUAACUUGUCUCUCAGUGAGUUCUUUAUUCAUGUACCGGAAGGCUAUUCAUUUCUCAGUAUUUAUUUUUGUAUCCAGCUACACUACUGAAUUUUGCUUAUUAAAUCUGGGAGACUUUUAGUGGAGUUUUUGAGUGCUGUAUCAUGUUAUCAGCAAAUGAUAAUUUAACUCCUUCCUUUUCUAUCAUUAUUCCUUUCAUUUCUUUCUCUUGUCUAAUUGCUCUGGCUAAAGUUUCCAGGAUUAUACUGAGUAGAAACAGAGACAGUAAGCAUCCUUGUCUUGGUCCUGAUUUUAGAGUGAGAGCGUUCACUUUUUGUCCAUUUAGUAUGAUGUUGGCUCAUGGUUUGUAAUAGAUGGCUUUUGUCAGAUUGAGAUAAAGACCAUGUAUGCCAAUUUUCCGUAGGGUUUUUAUCAUGAAUGUGGUUGAGCUUUGUCAAAAGUUUUUCCUUCAUCUAUUGUGAUGAUUACAUGUUGUUUGCAUUAAAAUGAUGUAUUUCAUUUAUUGAUUUACAUAUGUGGAACCUACAUCCUGGGAUGACUCCAAAUGGGUAUACAGUUUAAACGUAAAUAACAAUUCUCCAAUUUUCAGAGAAUCAGGAUGUUACAUUCCUUAAUUGUGAUAAAUAACUUCUUAGUAUCAAUUCUUCUUAUCCUAACAAUUAAAACUGUUUCUUAUUAAUAAAAUUUAGGAGUAUUUUUAAACCUAAUUCAGGGAGACUGAGAAAAUGGUGGCUUGCUAGGGGAUUGGGCAGAGAGUCUCUCCACAGAAAUCAUAUUAGAAGCUAGAAUAUGACAACAUGGAGAGAGCCAGAUGAAUGGCCCUCUUAUUAACCAAGACAGCACAGGUGGAGGAUUUAAAGUUGUGCUGAGACUGUGAAGGCUGAUAGUGGGAGGCUGCAAAUCCCGCACCUUUAAAUCAGCGAACUGACCCGGGGACCCAACAGGAAAAGCUGUGUUGGCUUUUGGUGACUGCUGGAAACUGAGACCUGGGACCCCGAGAAGCAGCCAGGACUGCCCCGCUGCACCAGAGGAGAUUGCAAAAGGCUCUGAAGCUCCAAAGCCAAACGCUGUGCAGUUUUCUGACCAUUCCACGCUGUGCCGAGCAUGCAGGGAGGGCGAGCGGCGUGGUGUGCAGUAGACUCAAGAGGAGGACCUGCACCAAACCCUGGUGAGUACUGGGGACCCUGCGGAUUCUGGGGUUGGCCAGAGGACAUCUUGGAACUGGGCAGUGCCCGCCACCAUGGGGACAUCAAUAACACAGAGAGUCUGGUGGCAGACAUCUUAGAGUUGGGCAGAACCUACAGCUCGGUGACAUUACCGAGACCCCUUGUAGGGAGAUCUGGUGGAAGACAUCUUGAAAUUGGGCAGAGCCUGACGCCGUGCUGGCUUCAGUGUCAUACAGAGAACUAGUGGUAGACAUCUUGGAUUUGGGCAGGCCUGCUCUCCUGGUACUCCUGUCACAGAGAGGUCUGGAAGAGAACAGCUGGGAUUUGGGCUGAAACCUGUGCCAUAGUGACAUUAGUCAGCUGCUUCUGGUACAGGGAGAACUGGCAUGAGCUACUGGGGCUAAACCAAGCCUCUGCUUGGGGCCCAAUAAGCAGAUACAAAAUAGUCACAACUCAGUGACAUCCAGAAAGUACAGCCUAAUUUACGGAUUGACUGGCACAGAGGCUGGAGGCUAGCCUGUACCGCCCCUGCAUCCCAGCCUACCCCAGAUAACAGCAAAUUGGGGAGGACAGCAAAAACUCAAGCCAGCACGCUUCUGAAAGGCCCUAAGCAAUACGGAGAGAGCCAGAGACCCCCAGGACACUCCAGUCUGAAAGAAACCAGAAACAUGACAAGAGAUAAAAAAUUUUUAAAAAUCUCCAGCUGCCCAACAUGAGAAAAUAAGCCCAGGAGAAGUAAACACUGAAGAGAACAAGCACAGUAACCAUCCAAUACUCGACACAGCAUCAGCCAAAAUUAAAAAAUACCUUCAUGACCUCAUAGAUGAAUUUAAAGCUGUACUCCUGAUCCAGGGGAGGCAAGAUAUAAAGAUACUAAUUAAAGAAAUGACAAGCCCCACCCAAGAGAACACAGAUGGAAGAACUGAGGAAAUCAGAAAAGAAAGAGAAACUUCUGAAGAAUUUAAACAUAACUUAGAAUACAUGAAACAGAUCCAAAGAGAUUACCUGGAAACUAAAAACUCCAUUGAACACUGGCAAAAUGCCUUGACAGAAACUAAAGACAGCCUUCUGAAACUUGAAGAGAGAUUUAUGGCAUAUGAUCGUGAAAGAAAAAGCCUCUUAAAAAUAACAAGGAACCAGAAAGAAACAAUUCAAAAACAAAAAGAUACAUAACUUAAGAAUAAAGCAUGUGAGUGAGGAAGCAGGAGCAACCAAAAAUGAAAUACAAAGAAUAUUCACAGAUAUAUUAAAGCAAAAUUUCCCAUGUAUAGCAAAAAGAAAUGAUAUCCAGAUAAAAGAUGCAUACAGAACACCAGCUACCUACAACCAAAACAGACCUACGCCUAGACAUAUAAUAAUCAAGAUUCCAGAAAUCCACCAAAAGAACAAAAUAUUAAAAGCAGCCAGAGAAAAGAUGCAGAUUACCUACAAUGGGAAAAUUGUCAAAAUAACAGCAGACUUAUCAACACAAACUCUUAAGUGAAGAAAGGAGUGGGGAGAAAUAUUCCAAGUCCUGAAAGAAAAUAAUAUGCAACCAAAGCUCAUAUACCCUUCAAAACUCUCUCUCAAAAUUAAUGGAGAAAUAAGAUGCUUCCAAGACAAGGAGGAACUGUGGGAGUUCGUGGCCACCAAUCCAACCCUACAGAGAGUGCUGAAGGACAUUCCAGAGAAAGAGAGGAAGGGAUACCAGGAUUCCAGCAACAGUGGCAGAGAGGCCUCAAUGAACAGGGCAGACAGCGGAAUGAGAGAAUAAGGUGGACAAAUUAUAGCAGAAAAGUGGAGUAGCAGACAUGAGGCAGAGACGGUAAGCUAUAGUCUUUAGUAUAGACAGCUCUGAAACACUAUUUAAAAAGGCAGAGGUCAUUGUUAAUGGUGUAUAAGGAUUUAAAAGACACAGUAGUCUUAUUGCCAUAUUUAGUUUGAAUUUAAUUUGUUCUGGUCUGUCCACUCAUGUCAGAUUUGAGGGCACAGACAUCUUGACUCAAAAAUAACAGGUUAUACCAUGGUAACUAUCCUUACUUUCCUAUUACCUUAAACUGAAAUCCUGUAUUACUUACAUUCCUGUAUUACAUUCCUGUAUUACAAUCCUGUAUUACUAUGACUGAUUUUAAUUGAAUCUGAAUCAUAAGACUAUGGGUUGGCCUUGGCUGAUUUUAUUUGAAUUUGGUAUGCUUGUUAGUAUCAACCCUAAAAGUAGAGGCAACUACUCUGAAGAUGACAAGAUGUAAAGGAUAUCCAUACUGGUAUUAACUAUUAACAGCCCUUAAAUCCUACAAUGCUUCCAAAGUUUUUAUAAAAAUAGGUAAUACUAUGUUUAACUAUAAUAAGCCAGUGUUGUGGGCAAAUCUAUUGAAAAUAACAAGAGGAAACAUAGUAACUACGGAAGAUCAUCUAUAUUGUGGUCUUAUAUGUCUUAUCCAUUGCAUGAUUUUCUAGGAAAUUGUUUUGCUGUCUUGCUACGACUUGGUUUUCCCUAUAAUACAGAGAGGAUAGAUAUAUAUGUAGAAAUUCACACAUGGGUUUUUUUUUAAUUAUAUAACACAGGAUGUAAUGAACACUCUGAGGAAGAGAUGCUAAGAAACCCGAGGCUAAUUUUGUAGCAUUAAGAUAUAAAUUCUAGCAAUACUAUUGUUCGCUUAGAAUGACAUUGGACUGGUUUCUUGAGUUCAAUUUCAGCAUAUGUAGAGAUGGGGACAGCUAUUACAAAGAGAAUGAGAGAUGCGAUGGUGGCUAUUAUUGUCUUCCCUAAUGUUAGAUCUUGAAGACCUAAAAAGCCUUCAUCAUCCUGUAGUGAUUUGAUUAGUUCUAUAAUAUGCAAUAAGUAUAUAAAGUGGGUGAAAAUGGGGACAACUAUUUGUAAGAAACUGGAGACAGUUAGAUAGAUAGUGAAGAUCUCCAGUGGACUUGCUUUGAAAUCUGUAUUUCUUUAAAUUGUUUUUUUUACUGUUUUGAUAUGUUUAACCUUACCCUCUUUGAGAUGUAAAACAAAUGUGUAGGACUGAUAACCAUAUUACUGAGCUUUUGUUCGAUCAUUGAGCAGAACUGUUUGUAGUGUCACUUUUUGAAUGUCAUUCUAAAUACUUUAAUUCUGUAACCUGAGCAGCUAUUUCUAGGAUGACAAUAUGUAACUUAUCAACCAGCAAUUUCUUACCAUUUGUUUUUCUGUAAUUUUGUAUUAUUUCUACCCUUUUUUUAUCUCCAUGUAUUUUUUGUUUCCUUUUCUUUAAAUAAAAAAAAUAAACCUAAUUCAAAAACUUCUAUGCAUGCAUGCAUGCAUAAUUUUAGAAUUUUUCACUGACUUUAAUAAUUUCUAACUACAAUUUGGAUUAAUUGCUUAAAUUUUGUGCUACAUGUAAAGUAUUAAUAGGAAAACUAUUUACUUGGGUACGUUACUAUUAUUUUUAGUUAAGUUAGAAUUCUCUGCUUCUUGAUUUUCAACUGAUCACUUCUGAUUUAAUGAUAAAAUUGGUAUCAAGGCUGGGGAUAUAGCUCAGCAGCACAGCAAGUAAGUUUGAUUCCCGGUACUAAAACAAUUUUGUAUCAAAGAAAAUUAGACAAAAAUUUCCCUUUAGCUGAGGAUAUAGCUCAACAGCACAGCAUCUGCCUGCCAAGCAUGAAGUCAUCACUUACAUUCCCAGUACCAAAAAUAGAAAUAAAAUGAAAUAAAUAAAAAUGUUAUGUUGUGGUUUGUAAAUUU
Cavia porcellus (domestic guinea pig) is the source of this 8354-nucleotide messenger RNA. Its product is annotated as leukocyte immunoglobulin-like receptor subfamily A member 5. Gene Ontology annotation, biological process: cytokine-mediated signaling pathway. Lineage: Eukaryota; Metazoa; Chordata; Mammalia; Rodentia; Caviidae. Gene Ontology annotation, cellular component: plasma membrane. The transcript has 9 exons. The record is from RefSeq and is a predicted model, not a curated record. Gene Ontology annotation, molecular function: inhibitory MHC class I receptor activity. The coding region runs from base 268 to 1551 and encodes 427 amino acids.